Molecule: messenger RNA, 1313 nt
Organism: Triplophysa dalaica
Lineage: Eukaryota; Metazoa; Chordata; Actinopteri; Cypriniformes; Nemacheilidae
Product: nectin-1
Exons: 5
Coding region: 242-880 (212 amino acids)
Biological process (GO): heterophilic cell-cell adhesion; homophilic cell-cell adhesion
Cellular component (GO): adherens junction
Source: RefSeq, a predicted model, not a curated record
UUCAGUCUGUGACCGAGCAGUUCCUGUCCCUUAGGCUUAGCUAUUCCCAAAAGCAUUUUAUAUCAUUUUGAAGCUUAUGGUUGACAUAAUAAAUAAAUAAUUGCGAAAUCAAUAGUAAACACUGAAUUAUAAACAUGAAAUCUGAAGCGGUAGGCAAUAGUCCACAAAACGAAAGCAGGUUAUUAUGUAAGAUCUGACACUUGCUAGAGAAGGCAAUCGCUUCUUCCUGAUCUAUGCAAAGAUGUUCUUCCGUCUCAUUUUGACGAUAACUGGUAUUUCGCAUUUCAUCAGCAGCGCUAAAGUUAACCCUUUAAAUGUGAAAGUGACUACUGAUCCUGUUCCUGUGGUUGGACGGUUUGAUGUCAACCUGGCAACCUGCACAACUUCCACAUCCCAGUCACCAGCUCAGGUGUCAUGGAAUUUAGGCACUUUGUCAGAUUCUGUUAAAAUAAAGAACUCUGUUCAGAAUCAGGAUGAGAUGUACACAGUCUCAAGCAGUCUGAUCGGUGUCCCAACUGUAAUGAUGAAUCAUCUAAAUGUGAAAUGUGUGAUUAAACAUCAUUCACUGAAAGAGGAACUGGCGAUUGAUCAUAAAAUGGUGGUGCAUUAUUCACCUCAGCUGGUCUAUAUUACACCUCUACUCAGUGGUGACGGGUUUCAAUGUGAGGCAGAUGCUAAUCCCAAAGCCUUGCUAUUCAGCUGGAAAAGGAUGAACCAGACCAUCAAUAGCAAUGCAAUAAAAAUAGAGGGCAAUAGACUGUACUUAUUGAAACUAACAUCUGAUCUCAACGGCCUCUAUAUCUGUGAAGCAUCUAAUGAGUAUGGCACAGGAACUGGCUCACUCUACUGGCAGAAAGGAGGUUUCCAUUCGGAGCUUUGAGUCCCUCGUUUUACUUGAAGAUUCAUCUCCCAUUAACAAUUUUGAAGUUGGUCUACCUCAAUUGUUUGUUAACAUUGUUCACCAUAUAUUAAAUAAUUUAUAUCCUGUUCUAAGACUAUAAAAGACGCUUUACAAAAUACAAUAUCACAAAUUAUGUACAUCACAAUAACUAGCGAACAGGAAGUUUCUGGUAAUGUGUUAGUUCUCAGGCUUGAAUUAUGCCACAUUUGUCAUUUGGUCAUUAUCCCUGCAGCAUGAUUUGAAACAGAAAUUAAUUUUGCAUGCUUUAACAGAGCUCCAUGUAUUUAAGAAUUCUUAAAAAAUCAAAUUUUUUAAUUCCUGUUAGAUUGUACUAUUUAAUGUUAUAUUCUUUGUUGUCAUCAUAAUUUAUGAGAUGAAUCUCAAUAUUAAAGAAUGAUUUCACAAAACUUUA